This is a messenger RNA of Chenopodium quinoa (quinoa), 1690 nucleotides long. Its product is annotated as cycloartenol-C-24-methyltransferase-like. The record is from RefSeq and is a predicted model, not a curated record. The transcript is spliced from 13 exons. NCBI's taxonomy places the organism in Eukaryota, Viridiplantae, Streptophyta, Magnoliopsida, Caryophyllales, Amaranthaceae. Gene Ontology annotation, cellular component: endoplasmic reticulum. The coding region runs from base 304 to 1344 and encodes 346 amino acids. Gene Ontology annotation, biological process: sterol biosynthetic process. Gene Ontology annotation, molecular function: sterol 24-C-methyltransferase activity.
AACUCAUUAUAGCGAGGAUGUCUGUGUUCUGAAAAUAGAAAAUACAACUCAAUAGCCGUUUUUGUUAGACGAUAACAGCAAACAAACAAAAUUAGACACUUGGCACGGCCCCUCCUUACUGCUUCUCACGCUAUACGGCACUAUUUCUAUUUCUUCUGCAUUCCCAGAUUUCUUAAAGUCUUUCUACUUUUCCCUUCUCCUUAUUUCUCUCUAUAGGGUUCUCAGAUCUUCUUCUUUCCCAUUAUUUUUGGAAUAUUUCUUUUUGAUUGAAUUUUAAUUAAUUGAUUAUAUUUAGAGUGAAAGAUGUCAAAGACUGGAGCUUUUGAUCUCGCUAGUGGCGUUGGCGGAAAGAUCGAGAAAGAUGAUGUCUUCUCCGCCGUUGACAAGUAUGAGAAAUACCAUGUCUACUAUGGAGGUGAAGAAGAAGAAAGAAAAUCUAACUACACUGAUAUGGUCAACAAGUAUUAUGAUCUGGUGACUAGUUUCUAUGAGUUUGGCUGGGGAGAGUCCUUUCAUUUUGCUCACAGAUGGAAUGGGGAAUCUCUUCGUGAAAGCAUCAAACGCCACGAGCACUUCCUUGCUUUGCAACUAGAACUGAAGCCUGGUCAUAAGGUGUUAGAUGUGGGAUGUGGUAUUGGAGGGCCUCUCAGGGAAAUUUCUAGAUUCAGCUCGACAUCUGUGACAGGGUUGAACAAUAAUGAAUAUCAAAUUACUAGGGGGAAGGAACUGAAUCGGAUUGCAGGGGUUGACAAGACAUGUAAUUUUAUCAAAGCUGAUUUCAUGAAAAUGCCAAUGCCCGACAAUUCAUUUGAUGCUGUUUAUGCCAUUGAGGCAACAUGUCAUGCACCAGAUGCUGUCGGGUGCUAUAAAGAGAUAUACAGAGUGUUAAAGCCUGGGCAACAUUUUGCUGCAUACGAGUGGUGCAUGACAGAUGCCUUUGAUCCCGAUAACCAAGAUCACCAGAAAAUCAAGUCAGAAAUUGAGCUUGGUGACGGGCUUCCAGACAUCAGAUCAACUAGACAGUGCCUUGAUGCUCUAAAGAAGGCAGGAUUUGAGGUCAUUUGGGAGAGAGAUCUUGCACCUGAUUCACCAGUUCCUUGGUACUUGCCUUUGGAUACAAAUCACUUUUCUUUUAGUAGCUUCCGUCUAACUUCUGUUGGACGUUUCUGCACGAGAAACCUGGUCAAGUCUCUAGAAUACGUCGGACUUGCUCCAAAGGGGAGUUUAAGAGUUCAAUCUUUUCUUGAAAAGGCUGCUGAAGGGCUUGUUGAGGGUGGAAGGAGAGAGAUCUUCACUCCUAUGUACUUUUUUGUGGCACGGAAGCCCUUGUCACCUAGCGAGUAACUUUAAACACAUGGACUGUUUCGGAUUAAAAGCUAUGCAGCGGUCGAGGGACAUCUGGUUGGUGAAACUUCCAUUGUGACCAAUAGAACAAGCUUCAAUGCAGUCUUGUGUGUCGCUCGGAUGCAAUUUAGUACAUCUUAACCUCAUCCAAAAUGUUGCAAGCUAUUUACAUCUUAACCUCUUGUUUACCUAUUUAGCAGAUCUUUUUUCACCUUGUGUCCUUGCAAUUUUCAAAUUCGUCAACAUUUUGGUUUGGAUCAUCACCUGUUAAUGUGUAAUUUGGCAGAAAUUUGCUGCAUUUUCACUCUUUCUAAUUUACUAGUUCAGUUAUCUUUGAAUUUGUCUU